AAGAAGCUCGCCAGAUCCAUAUACUCAAUCUUUAGGAGAACAAGAUACUAGUAUGGCAAAUAUAGAUGUGGUAAAUAUAGAUCUUUUUAUACUUAUUAAUCAAGGCUUAGAUCGACUCGAAAAUCAUCAUAGAGGAGUUGGAACACCAUUAAAUAAUCCUAUCAAUAUUAUAAAUGGCAUUAGAGACGAUCGAAACAAUCAAAUAUUACGAUUACAACAGGAUAUCAACAGAUAUAGACAACUCGAUACACUUCAACAAAACCAUAUUAACCAGCUUACCCAAGAUGGCAUUACUUUACAGAAUAAUGCUAACCAUCUUACUCAGGAACUUAAUAACUGUCGACAAAAAUAUAAUUUGCGAGGGCAUAUGUGGCGUAAUGCAAGCUUGGUAUGGGAUGAUCAGUUCAAAAUUAAAUGUGCUCUCGAGAUUAUUUAUAAG
Dentiscutata erythropus is the source of this 439-nucleotide messenger RNA. The record is from the annotation of a GenBank genome assembly. NCBI's taxonomy places the organism in Eukaryota, Fungi, Glomeromycota, Glomeromycetes, Diversisporales, Gigasporaceae.